CGCCAUUGCUCGCGCCAAAUCUCCCCAACGAGAGAGACGAAGAGAGAUCGGAGAAGAGCGGGAGCGAGAGGGAGGAUGGUGGGGCCGCAGUACGACCUCGUCGGAAACCCCCUGGGAGCGGUGCGCUCCACCUUCGAGAGGGCGGCGGUGGCGGCCGCCGCCGAGUCCGGGGGCCACGAGCCGGUGGCGGCGUUCCGGGGGAAGGACUGGGGCGCCGGCGAGCUGUUCCGCUCCUUCCUCUUCGAGCAAGGCGGCCUUGACAAGGUACCGGUGUUGGAUGAAUCAAAUCUUGGGUUGAUCAAACCGAAUACCCUUGUUCGGUUCCGGGGGAUGGUUCAGGACAUGCUUGGGAACGAAUUCUACGUUGGAGCUUUCAAGGAUGGCUCGACUUGGAGGACAAACAAAUUCUCUGAUUCCUCGCCGUUCUCAAUGCCACACCCUUGUGAUUCACAUCUCUGGGAGCGCCAUCUUUUCCACUGUGUACCUGUACCUGGACAGAAUUCUUGGACACAUGAGUCUUCCCCUGGUCCUGAUGUGCGCAGAAUGUCGAGCUGCUUGACAUCUGAACAAAGGGAGAAAAGGAAGAGGGGUGCAGAAAAUGAUGCCAUGGAGGUUUCAGAAAAUUGUAAUGGAGAAGCUUCAUGCACAAAGAAGCCGAAGGAUGAUGAUGCCCAGAUCUCGAAUAGUUCACCAGAAGUGUCAAUGAAUGAAGAACAUGUGCCUGAGAUGAAUGGGGGAGAUCAUCAUAUUCCCGGAAGCUCCUUUUCAUGUCUAGUGAAGGUAUAUGAUAUGGCUGAAAGUCAGGUGAAACUAAAUGAUGUUGCUGAGUUCAUAGGUGUAUAUACAUUUGACCCAGAACUUGCUUCACCUAGUGAUAAUUCGGAUGAUAUAAUGUUUGACCUUAUAGAAGAUGUAACUGCUCAACUACCUCCCAGUAAGGUUCCCCGUCUUCACUGUUUGGUAUGGAGAAGUUUAUCUGCUCAUGAUUUUUUAUCAAGGUCUCCUGCUGUUGAGCCUUCACCAAUCCUGCUAAAGGGUAUUCGGCAAUCUUUACUCUCGCAUCUUACUCUGGUAUUAGGGAACGAUGAACUGGCGGCUCAAUGUUUACUGUUGCAUCUUCUAUCCAGACUUCGCAAUAAGGUGGAUGUGGUUACAGUUGGCAGGCUCUCCAUGAAUUUCACUGGCUUUAACAGAGAGAGUGUUUCUGUAUUUGGAAACCAGCUAAAUAAUUUGAUCCAGAGGCUACUACCAUAUUCACAAACUAUUCCUCUGUCAAUCGAGUAUCUCAACACAGCCACACUUCAGCCUAGAAAGGACAACCACUCAGGAAGAUUGGUUACAGGAGUUUUGCAGUUACCCCAGGGCACUCACCUGACCUUUGAUGAGACUCUCUUACAGUCUGGAUCUUUGACAUCUAAAGGUGUUGAGAAUACUAUGCUGCUUAAGAACUUGAUGGAGUCACAGAUGGUCGAGUAUGAUUUUGAGUUCUACAAGUUGGAAAUGGCAACUGAUGUGCAGCUACUAACUCUCUCCGAGGGAAAAUCAAAUAUCCUACCUUCUGACUUGAUUGUGCCCUUCCGCCCAUCAUCUGUUCCUGCAGUUAAUGCAAGCUCUGAAGAACUUGAGAGUUGGAGAUGGUAUUUGGCCACAGUUAGGUCUUUUCCUCAGUCAACUGAAACCGAGACAUACCAGACGAUUCAAGAUGAAAUGGUCAAUGCCAUGCGUGAUGAUAGGAACUUGGGUUGUUCUGAACUUAGCAGAUGGCUAACAAUGGCACAGAUAACGGCAGCAAGCUUUGGUGAGACGAGUCUUUCUAUGGAGCACUGGCAGAUGGUGAAGGAACUGGAGAGGCUCAGAAAGGAGAGGCUGCAAUGAGAUGAGAUCACAGUAAAAUAUGCUUGUAAAAUCCACUUGUGACAGUGGUUCAAUGUUAUGUGUAUACUAGGGUCUAAAAUCAAAAUCAAGACGUGGAUCAGCAACAUAUGUUGUGAUCAUAUGAAUGCCAUUUGAUAAGUUAAUCAGGCUUGUGCUUCUGUUUGUCUCUUGCGCCCCCUCUCAAUUUGCCUUGCAGAUCCUGGCAUGUCAGCAAGU
Molecule: messenger RNA, 2091 nt
Organism: Oryza brachyantha (malo sina)
Lineage: Eukaryota; Viridiplantae; Streptophyta; Magnoliopsida; Poales; Poaceae
Product: mini-chromosome maintenance complex-binding protein
Exons: 14
Coding region: 76-1875 (599 amino acids)
Biological process (GO): DNA-templated DNA replication
Molecular function (GO): chromatin binding
Source: RefSeq, a predicted model, not a curated record